CAUUUUCAAGUAGAAUAUAAACUUUGAAUAUAUUAAAUGUGCGAAAAAUGAGAUUUUAAUUCAGUACUUUUCUUGAAAUUUUAACUUUAAAACGAGUUUUAAGUGCACCAAGCAAUUUUGAGUUUCAAGUGGCCGCUCAAACUGCAUAAAUUCUCAGUAGUUGCCUGACGUUCCGGUACGUUUAACGUAGUACGGUACCGUACUUGCGCAUCCCGAAAGUUUUUCACUCAAUUCCCUCCGGUUAAUAAUAUUCAAAACAAACUAUUGUGUCGACGGUACUCUGGAGCAAAUUAGGUAGGCCGUGAAAGACGAACAAAAACAAAAAAACCAAAGUGGUUCUUCGUUGAGUUUUGUGUAUCGAGAAAGUGACCGUGACUCUUUUCGGCGAAGUGAAAGUUUUUCGGUGGUAUUCUCAUAGAACUUUGUUGCAAAUAAACGUAGGUUUGGUCUUGGGAUAUACCAUAUACCAACAAUAUCCCACCCUUCCAGUCAGCUCUAAUUAACAUAUUAAGUAAGCCGGACAGGUUAAGGAACUCAUCAACAGAUGUAGAAACAAACACCUCAACGUCUAUUCUUCAUUAGCUACAAUUCCAAACCUCAUGUGAAUCUUAUCCCGAAAAAAUCAUCAUUAUCCAUCAUGCCGCAUGUAACAGAAGACCCUCCAGAAUCUCUAGGCUCCACAAAUGGCACUCUAGACCUCAAAGCAACUAAGAAAACCGAUCACGAAUCGUCAGAACGGGACCCGUGUCUGGAUCUGAAGCAUCCAGACCAGAAAGAUGCGAAAUUUUACGAGAAAUACGUGCAGAUGGCUCAGGACAAAACAGGAUUGGAUCGCAAAUGGGUCUGGAUCGUGUUCGGACUGGCGUUUUCGGUGGUUUUGUUGGUGCUAAUCGUUCUUGGACUGAUCUGUGCCUGGCCUUAUGUGCCGCAUAUGUACGAUUAUCCGAUUUGUCGGGAUCCUGAAUGUUUAAGAGCUGCAGCACAGAUUCAAGAAGAUCUCAACAGUUCCGUAUCACCAUGCACCAAUCUUUGGGGCGCUUUUUGUUCUACGUGGUCUAAAAACAGUACUAGACCUUUGGAUAGAGCCAUAUGGAGUCAAAAAGAGCGGCUGGUAGUGAAAGAAUCUGAACGAAUUAGAGAUCUCAUUGCUACUCUAAAGUUGCCCGUAUCAACUGGAAGUAUCGAGUGGAAAAUGAAGUUCUUUUACGAAUCCUGCUUGGACGUUGGUACCUUCUACAGUAACGAGGCUCCUCUUGUUAGUAUGAUUACUGAGUUGGGUGGAUGGUAUGUCACAGGUAACUGGAACAUAGAGGAAUUUAACGGGGUUGAAGUGAUCACAAAACUGCAAGUUCAUUAUGGAGUAUCGCCUUUCUUCAAGGUCCACGUGGAACCUGAUCCACAUUCGCCGGAUUCCUACUCCAUCAGGUUAUCUCCAUCGGGAUUAGGUCUGCCCGAUAAGGAGUACUACUAUAGAGAUCGCGAUGAUCCAAUUCGUGUGGCCUAUAUAAAAUAUAUCAGAGAUGUAGUGAUACAUUUAAGUACCACUAAGACAGAGGCUUCCAAAUUUGCCGAGGAUAUGUUCAGUUAUGAAAAAAGAUUGGCAGAAAUUACUCCAGAUAGAGCUUCACUGCGUCACCCCAUAACUACUUAUAAUGCCUUCACUCUGUCAGAACUAAAAGACAACAUGGUUCCUUUUUAUGAUAUUCUGCAAAACAUGUAUCUCAAAGCCAACAUUACAGAAAAUACAGAAGUUAUAGUUACUUCCUUGGAUUAUCUGGCAGCCAUGUCCCAAAUAAUUUCGACCACAGAUCAAAGAACAAUGAACGGCUACUUAAUUUGGACCUUAGUAAGAAAUUAUUUCCCGUAUUUGGCCAAUCGCUAUACGUCUACGUUGGAUUCUUUUCAUUCAGAACUUUUCGGGAUAUCGGCACCAUUAAAACGUUGGGAAUUUUGUGCCGGUUUAAUAAAAACCCACAUGGGUUUGGCUACAGAAUAUCUACUUGAAAAUUCUUCUCCAAUUAAAAAUAUUACUAAAGAAAAUGUCAACACGAUAUUCAGUGAUAUUUCGAAAGUCUUAAAACAAAAACUGAAAAAAUUUCAAAAUUCACCCUUGUUACAUCAACAUUUGGAAAAUAAACUCAAGACUGUUUCAAUCCAAGUAGGCCUUCCAGAUGACGUGAAAUCACUAAAAUUCGUCAAGAAUUACUACACUCCCUUGACCAUUAUCAAGUUGAAUUUUUUCGAAAGUGUCAAGAACGCCAUGCUAUUUAAAAAGGCAAUAGAAGAAAGGAUGCUUGUUAAAUCUCUUGUCAUGGGAGGAUUUUUGAAGGAAUAUCUAAAAGAAACACCGCAAGUCCAGUAUUUAGCUUCAAAAAAUCAAGUUAUAGUUCCAAGAAGUUUGCUGACCGAACCAUAUUAUGAAGAUGGAUUUCCUAUAGCAAUAGUGUAUGGGCGAUUAGGGUUGGAGAUAGCGCAAGCAAUGACAUCUGCCAUUUUGCCUUAUGACAGUCUUUGGACGGCGGACAGGAAGAUACUGUCUCCAUUUCAUAUGACAGUGAAUGAAUCCUUUAAAUCUGUGGAAAAAGCAGCUACAUGUUUAUCAAGGUAUAUCUUGGAUAUAAACUUGGAUAUUCCCGUCAUAAUCGCCAACGAAACUGCCCUCAGUAUCGUGACUGAACUAACUGCCGUUACCGUAGCCAAAGAAGCUCUUGCCAAACGCUUAACGCGUAUCCUACAUAGCCAUCAAGGAGGCUUGGAAAUCUUCGAAGAUGAAGCUUUGUUUUUCGUUAGCUACACGCAAACACGGUGUUCAGAGUCGACCAGCCAGUACCAGUAUUAUGAAAAUGUGAUUGAUUUUAGAUUAUCGUUCAAGGCUUUGUUGCACGUGGUUUGGUCUCAACUGAGCGACUUCCAGGAAACUUUCGAGUGCAGACCAAAUAGGAAACUAGAAUGCAACCGCGUCCUUUAAUAAAAAACUACUUAAAACUUCUUGUUCUCCGUUUUUUUUCAGAGGAUGAUCGAUCGACUUAGUGCCACGACAUACUCGAUUUUCGAUUAAGUUUAAAAUUUGACAUAAAAACCCUUUUUAUUUUAGUUGUAAGUAAUUUAUUUCUGUUUUCCGUAUUUUCGUUUAUUUUAAGAUUUUGGACAGCGGCAGUGAUUGAGAAUUUAUAGUUUGUUUAAAAU
This is a messenger RNA of Sitophilus oryzae (rice weevil), 3186 nucleotides long. RefSeq names its product protein gone early (gene goe). The transcript has 12 exons. The coding region runs from base 638 to 2968 and encodes 776 amino acids. Gene Ontology annotation, molecular function: metalloendopeptidase activity. Lineage: Eukaryota; Metazoa; Arthropoda; Insecta; Coleoptera; Curculionidae. Gene Ontology annotation, cellular component: plasma membrane. Gene Ontology annotation, biological process: protein processing. The record is from RefSeq and is a predicted model, not a curated record.